Molecule: messenger RNA, 1056 nt
Organism: Penicillium longicatenatum
Lineage: Eukaryota; Fungi; Ascomycota; Eurotiomycetes; Eurotiales; Aspergillaceae
Product: oxidoreductase 2OG-Fe(II) oxygenase family
Exons: 3
Coding region: 1-1056 (351 amino acids)
Molecular function (GO): dioxygenase activity
Source: RefSeq, a predicted model, not a curated record
AUGCCGACAAUCAAGUACUUUAACCGAUGUCCUCCCUUUCCCUCUGAGGUGCCUACUGUUCCCUUACCGAAGGUGUCACUCGAAGAACUCCAGAAUGGAAGCGAAAAAGAGGGUCAACUCUUAUUUCAAGCAUGCCAGGAAUGGGGAUUCUUCUUGCUGAAUCUCGAACGGACCAGUGAGGGCAGCGAGCUCCUGGAAAAUGCAGAAAAAAUGUUUGAUCUCACCAAUGAGACGUACAACCUCGACCAAUCGGUCCUUGACAGCUACGCCUACAAGCCGCCUCAUGACCUGACGGGGUAUAAGCGAAAGGGCCAGCUCAAGACAGAUGACGGUAAAAUGGAUUGCAUGGAGCUUUAUUCGAUUAAUCAAGACGAUAUGCUAGGCAACAAAUCUGCCCGUAACAAUGUUGACACCAUUGAAGCCAAAAGAGCAGAAGUGCGACAAUUUAUUGAAUGUUCCCAUUCUAUCAUAGAUGUUAUUUUCUCUCAUCUCGAUCAGCAGCUAGGCCUUGAACCUGGGACACUCAGUGAACUCAGCCCUUUGAACGAAAUCUCCGAGACGUCGGUUCGAUUAUUACGCAGUCAAUCGCAGUCGAACCCUCAACAUGAUAGCAUCACACUUGGCGGGCACACCGACAUCGGAACCAUUACCCUGCUCUUCAACGUGGUGGGUGGAUUGCAGAUACUGCCAGCAGACCGUGAAAACAAGCUAGAAAACUGGCUGUAUGUCAAGCCAGAGCCGGGAAAUGUAUUGGUGAACAUUGGUGAUACUCUGGUCGAGUGGACGGGUGGACUCUUGCGGAGCUCAUUGCAUCGUGUAAUAACAGCUCCCGGAGAGCAGGCACUGGAGACCCGUCAAAGCGUGGCGUACCUGGUCCGACCACGGAACAAUGCCUCGAUGCAAAGGCUGAAAAGUGGCGUCAUCCCUGUUGUGGAGCAGAGUGAGGAAGAAGAAACUCGUUCAGUCGUCGAGUGGGCCUCAUGGCGUGCCAAGCAGGUUAUGCUUGGCCAGCUUAAACCACAGACGAGAGGUGGAAGGUCGGGUGUUGCGGCAUAG